This is a messenger RNA of Xyrauchen texanus (razorback sucker), 3925 nucleotides long. It is a transcript of the gene znf16l, whose product is annotated as zinc finger protein 16 like. NCBI's taxonomy places the organism in Eukaryota, Metazoa, Chordata, Actinopteri, Cypriniformes, Catostomidae. The record is from RefSeq and is a predicted model, not a curated record. The transcript has 3 exons. Bases 92 to 1711 code for a protein of 539 amino acids. Gene Ontology annotation, molecular function: RNA polymerase II cis-regulatory region sequence-specific DNA binding; DNA-binding transcription factor activity. Gene Ontology annotation, biological process: regulation of transcription by RNA polymerase II.
UAGCCUGGUGUUCAGUGGUGUCUGUGCAACCUCAGUGCCCAUCACGAUCAAAAUACUGAGACAUCGCAGCUGACUGCUUGCGCUUUAUAACAUGAACCGAAAAAGAAACCACUGCUAUAUAGAAACGGGACAGUCUUCGGAGUCCCAGAGCGCGUUUAUGGACAACAAAGGGGCUUUCAACCGUGAUGAGGAGGAUUUCUCCGAGCUCGAACCCGACGAACAGCUUGUAUGUUCGGUGACCGAGAUCACGGAGCAUCUGGGCAAGAACAUCACGGUGGUGCUGGAGUCCGCGCUGUCCGAGAUACGCAAACUGGUCAGCGUCCGUAUCCGCGUCCUGAAGAUGGAGCUCCGCGAAAAAAGCGACGAGAUCGAGCUGCUCAAGGCCAAACUGGAGUCAACGGAGAAAGACGGAGGAAGAGUUCCCAACUCCAGCAUUCUGGAGUUCAGGAAAUCAGACCACCAACAGGGCCAGAAACACGGCACCGACACGAAGAAAGCCAAACUCGGGACUCCCGUGGUGAAGAAGGAGAACAUUAACGCUAUCUGCGACUAUCUUAUGAAGGACAAGAACCAGCGCGGUGGUGCUGAAGUGGAGAGCGACCAGAGCGAUCAGGCCUUUGGAUCAGAGCGGGACAUUCGGACCAAACCGCAACCGCACACGCAUCUGAGCCUGUGGACGGACAGCGCUCCCGGAGACACGGACACAGACACGGACAUCUUCAACAUGCUGCCGUCCGCCAGUAAACGCAUGUAUGACUAUGAGUGGAUGGCUGGAGUGGAGCUCAACUCCGAUUUUAAAGGUGAUACAGAAACAAAGUGUGAGAAUGUACUCGGUGUAGAUGAUGAGGAUGAAAAUGAUGACUCUGAAGGAGGAAGAGGAAGUUUAAGAUCAGUGUCUGACCCAAACGCUGCCCAUUUUCCUCUGGAAUCUCAGGACUCCCCAUUGGAUGACAGGAGCAGCCCAGCGGAGGACAGUGUGGACAGAAUGGAGCCAGGUCAGCAGUUCUCAGCUCACACAUUCAUUUGCCCCUUCUGUGGAACUCUCUGCCCUGACUCUUCAUUCCUGGAGGAACAUGUAAAGCUCAUGCACCAUGACGAGAGUACCCUGGCUCUGCAGUCCCCUGUGGGUGCUUCCUCCUCUCACGCGGAGGGUGAAUUGGGUGAAGUGGGGCGAGUUCUGGUAGGCCCAGAAGGACCUGCCGUGAGGGGGGCACGGGAGAAGAAAGUGGAGGGUGGCUAUGAGUGUGGUGACUGCGGCCGUCAUUUCAACUAUUUGGGCAACCUACGGCAGCACCAGCGCAUCCACACCGGUGAGAAGCCCUUCGUCUGCCCAGAAUGUGGGGAGCGUUUCCGGCACGCUGCACGUCUCAAGAGCCACCGGCUCAGCCACAGUGGAGCCCAGAGCCCCUUCCCCUGCCCGCAGUGCGGUAAAGGCUUCCCGGUGUUGUCCGGACUAAAACGGCACCAGCGUGUACAUACGGGAGAGAGCCCAUAUGCUUGUCCCCAGUGUGGUCGCAGAUUUAAAGAGCUUGGUAAUUUAUAUACACACAUGCGUAUUCACAGCGGCGCCACACCCUACUCUUGCUACCAGUGUGGGCGGAGCUUCAGGCAUCUAGGCACAUACAAGAGUCAUCGCUGUAUGCCUACUGCCCAGUUACCCAGUGGGCAUAGUCCAGCAUGGGCACAGGAGGACAAAGUGCAGACUGGGUAAUAGCAAAUGGAUAAUGUGUCAGAUUUCUUCAUAAAAGGGACAAGUUUCAACUCGCUAAGAGACAUGCUGAACUGAAAAGAGGUGUGAGUGGUUUCAUAAGUGGCCGAAUGGACAGACUCAGACAAGAGAAAGAAAGUAUGAACGGUUUCAAAAUGGUCACCUACCUGACUGUGGUGCAUAUAUAACAUUUUGUGUUGUCAUGACAGUAAAAAAAAAAACAAUUAACAAUUUGUUAAAUAUUGAAGCUGUAUGAAUUACCACGUCUUUCUCGUUCAUGCUACUUGUCAAAUGUUCCUUUUUGAAACAUUUUGCAAUAAUAUUUAAACUUCAAAGGCAUUUAGAUGUCCAUACACAGUAUUUUAAGAUUCCACUAAAUAAAAAUCAUUCAAUCAUAUUGUGGAUCUUUUUUACAUUUGGAUUUUUGUAAAGGAGUCGUUCAGAACUUCUGACAGAGUUCGGAACGACAUUGCAUGUAUCCACAAGGUAGUUUAACAGAGCAAAAUACAUCUUACAAAAAUUUGGAAUUUGGAAGUUGAUAUAAUGAUAAUUAUAGCCUGUCAAUUAGAAUCACUUCCACCCCUUGCGAAAAGUACUAUGGUACAGCAGUGGUACCAAAUGGUAAUACCAUGGUAUCUUUAUAUAUAUACCAUGGUACUGAAUAAUUACCAUAUGCAUAAACAGUGCUAUUUACAUGGUAGGAUGUACAUGGUGUACAUGGUGCUUUAAGGAAUACCAUGGUACAAGGUCAAUAAACUUCGUAAUCAACCUUUUUCCUGAGUGCAGAAGUGUUCCACAAUUCAUAAAAGAAGCCUGUUUUUAUUUUCUGGACUCCACUGUUUUAAUUUGCAUUGGCAUAUGUUUUUAGCCCGAUGUGAUGUUUAGGAUAUUACAGUUUUUUUUAAAUGUUGAUACUUAACAGUCACGAUGACUCUCUUUUGACAGUGCCGUACCCAUCAAAGUUGUGGGUUAAAGAUCGAGAAGAUGACCUUAAGAGAUGGCCUGUAGUUAGUGUAUAGUUCACCCAAAAAUUCAGUCCAGUGGUUUAAUACAUGUCUUCUACAGUGAUCUAAUCAGGUUUGAGUGAGAACAGCCCAAAAUGUAACUCCUUUUUCAAUGUACACCUUGCCAUUGCAGUCUCUAGGCACAAUCAUGAUUUCACGCUCGAUUACACUUCCUCGUGCUUGACACAUGAGCAGAGAUCUAGAUGGUGCUAGGAAGUGUAAUCAAGAUUGAAAUCAAGAUUAUGCCAAGGAGACCGCUUAUGUCAAGAUUUAUAGUAAAAAAAAGGAGUUCUAUUUUAGUCUGUUCUCACCCAAAAAUUAUUGGGUCGCUUCAGAAGACAUAGACUAAACCACUGGUGUCUUAUGGACAUAUAUACUUUUAUGCUGCCUUUAUGUGCUUUUUGGAGCUUUAAAAUAUUGGUCUCAUUAACUUGCUUUGUAUGGACCUAUAGAGCUGAAAUAUUCUGAAGUGUUCUGCUGAAGAAAAAAGUCAUACAUAUCUGAGAUGGCAUGAGGGUGAGUAAAUGAGAGAAUUUUCAUUUUUGGGUUAACUAUUCCUUUAAAAACUUUGAGUGAUUGUUCUCCAUCUGGAUUACUUGUUUUGGUAGUUUUUACAUUGCUACUUCUGGACGAAUCCCUGUGGAAAUAGACUAUAAGCUAAAACAAGAAAUCCUAUUUUUAUCUGUAAGUUUGCCUCAGCAGAAACAUACUAAUUGGUGUGUUGGGGAUAGUCAGCAUUGUAUCAUACCUCAUGUUUGUUUUAUGCUUUGGAGCACAUUUAAAAAGGCUGCCAUCGUGUGGAUGAUUUUUGUUAUUGCAUCAAGGUCUUUGGACAUUAAUCCAUCUUCUAUAGCUACUUGUCCUAUGUAGGGUCGCAGGAAGUGUUGGAGCUUAUCCCUGCCAUCUUGGGCCAAAGGCAGGGAAACACCCUGGACAGGUGGCCAGUCCAUCACACUCUCACUCACACCUACGGGAAAUUUAGGGUCUCCAAUUAACGUAACCUGCAUGUCUUUUGGGGAAACUGGAGCACCCGGAGGAAACCCACGCGAACACGGGGAGAACAUGCAAACUCCACACAGAAAGGUUGAGUUGGGACUCGAACCCAGGAUGAAAAUCCAUCCAUCCAUCCAUCCAUCCAUCGAAAGCAAGGAUUAUGAAAUUGGAUUUUAAGAAUCAAAACCCUUUAGUUAAACCUUAUAGAGAACCAGCCUGU